GCGGCGGCGGUAACAGAGCGGAGGAAUUUCGGGGCCACAAACCGGUCGGUGGUUGGGUUGCAGCAGGUUGGAGAUCUCUCUGCAGACCGCACCAUGGCUCUCUCCAAGGCGCCCUGGGACUGAUCGGGUACACAAGCGACAAAUCGCUGUAAACAGCCGCCAGCUGAAGCCACUAGGAUCCGGGAAUAUGUGCCAUUACGCUAUCUGAUGAGCCCGUUCACUUGGCACAGUAACAUUUCUCUUACUCAUUGCUGUGUAUUGACGCGUGUAUUUGGAUAAAGGACCUGUGCGCUUGGGAACACCGGACUGGAAUGCCAACAAGAUUAUCCUGCAGUUCCAAGAUCUUGCUGUAAAAUUCUACUGUUGGCUUCAAGUCCACCGGAAUAAAAGACCUAAUCAGCGCAAAGUCUAGUUGAUGACUGUAACGCACCCUCUCCCAAAGUCAUCUGACCCUCCUCCUGUCCCUCCCCAGCAUGGCUAGACGGAGGUUAGACUGCUUUCUUCUAGGCCAGUGCCUUGCUGGCCUGAUCCUGGUAUCUGUAGGACUAUCUUUCGUCCAAAGCAAUGAGUGCCCCCAGCUAUGUGUGUGCGAGAUCCGGCCUUGGUUUACUCCCCAGUCCACCUACAGAGAAGCUAUCACUGUGGACUGCAAUGACCUUCGCUUAACACGCAUCCCGGGAAACCUCUCCAGUGACACUCAGGUUCUCCUCCUACAGAGCAACUAUAUUGCCAGGACCAGUGAGGAGCUGGAGCAGCUCUUCAACCUGACUGAGCUGGACUUGUCCCAGAACAACUUUAGUAGCAUUCGGGAUGUUGGCCUUACCAAUAUGUCCCAGCUCACCACGCUUCAUCUGGAGGAGAACCAGAUCACAGAAAUGCCCGAUUUCUGUCUGCAGGACCUCAGCAACCUGCAGGAGCUCUACAUCAACCACAAUCAGAUCAACACCAUCUCUGCCAAUGCCUUCUCUGGGCUCCACAACCUGCUCAGGCUUCACCUCAACUCCAACAAGCUUAAGACCAUCAACAGCCAGUGGUUUGAAUCUACGCCCAAUCUAGAGAUCCUCAUGAUUGGGGAGAACCCCGUUGUUGGAAUAAUGGACUUUAAUUUCAAACCCCUGGGCAACUUGAGAAGCCUGGUUUUGGCUGGGAUGGAUUUGACCGACAUCCCCGGAAAUGCCUUUGUGGGACUUGACAAUCUUGAGAGCCUCUCUUUCUAUGACAAUAAGCUGGUCCGAGUUCCUCAGAGAGCUCUUCAGAAGCUACCUAACCUUAAGUUCUUGGAUUUGAACAAAAACCCAGUGCACAAAAUUCAGGAGGGAGAUUUCAAAAACAUGCUGAGGCUGAAGGAGCUGGGUAUAAACAACAUGGGAGAGUUGGUUUCUAUUGAUCGUUACGCUUUGGACAACCUUCCUGAGCUCACAAAGCUGGAGGCUACAAACAACCCCAAGUUCUCCUACAUCAACUGUCAGGCCUUUCGUGAUGUCCCAGCCUUGGAAAGUCUAAUGCUAAACAACAAUGCCCUGAACGCCCUCUAUCAGUCCACAGUAGACACCCUCCCAAACCUACGUGAGAUCAGCAUCCACAGCAACCCUCUUCGCUGUGACUGCGUCAUCCAGUGGAUGAGCUCCAACAAGACCACCGUCCGUUUUAUGGAACCUGUGUCCAUGAUGUGUGCCAUGCCAACAGAGUUCAGGGGUAUGCGUGUGCGGGAGGUGCUGCAGAAGAAUGCAGCAAAUCAGUGCUUGCCCAUGAUUUCUCAUGACACCUUCCCCAGCCACCUCAAUUUGGACAUUGGUAUGACUGUGGACUUGGACUGCAGAGCCAUGUCAAAGCCUGAGCCUGAAAUCUACUGGGUGACGCCUAUGGGGAACAAGGUGAUGAUGGACACCCUAUCAGACAAGUACAGCCUCAGCAGUGAAGGGACAUUGAGAAUUUUUCAUAUCCAAGUAGAAGACUCAGGCAGAUACACCUGUGUGGCUCAAAACUCAGAGGGAGCUGACACAAGAGUGAUAGCUCUUCGGGUAAAUGGCACUCUGUUAGACAGCACUCAGCUUAUGAAGAUCUAUGUCAAACAGACAGAAUCCCACUCAAUCCUGGUCUCCUGGAAAAUAAACUCAAACAUAAUGACCUCUAACCUAAAGUGGUCAUCUGCUACCAUGAAAAUAGACAACCCACAUAUUACUUACACUGCCAGAGUACCUGUGGAUGUCCAUGAGUACAACCUUACGCAUUUACAACCAGCAACUGAGUAUGAAGUGUGCCUCACCGUCUCCAACAUCCAUCAACAAACACAGAAGUCGUGUGUGAAUGUGACAACGAAGCAAGCGACCUUCGCUGUGGAAAUAUCCGACCAAGGGACCAACACUGCUCUUGCAGCAGUCAUGGGAACAAUGUUUGCAAUCAUCAGUCUGGCCUCUCUGGGUGUGUACAUUGCUAAGAGGUGGAAAAGGAAAAACUAUCACCAUUCUCUGAAAAAGUACAUGCAGAAAACCUCCUCAAUACCGCUAAACGAGUUGUACCCUCCUCUUAUCAACUUGUGGGAGGCAGACAGUGAGAAGGAAAAAGAGGGCUCAUCCGAGACCAAACCUAGCCAAGUGGACACCACACGCAGCUAUUACAUGUGGUGAAAGCUACUAACUAUCCAGUGGGAGGUAUAGAGACAUGUUUCUUUCAGGAGCACAAAUAUACAUUGUUUGCUUCUUUGUGUAAAAGUGGACUGAGUCAUUCUUUUCUUUCCUGUUUCGUUUUUAUUUUCUUCGGUUCUCUCAGACUUGCUCUUUGAAGCGAACAACGAACCAACAUUUUCAGAUCUUUAGGUUAGCAUUUUGCCUUUUUACCUCUCGCUAAUUUUGACACACAAUAUGGCAGCUUUGUUUAGCUUCCUGGACUUAGUAGUCACUGUGCUUUAUUUUUAGUACUUGUUUUGAUGAACACAGCAUGAGCAUUGUCACUGAUUCAGGAUGCGUGAGCAAAGGAAAAGCUGAAAUCCGACCCGUUUUUGACAUGUUUUCUCUGGCAGAACUGUUAGAGACUGCAAUCUUUCUUUCUCUUGUAAAACAGUUUCACUGUUGACUGUUGUGCACUGAAAUAUAUAUACUAAUUUGUCUAUCAACUGAAAUAUAAGCUGACAAAGUACGUUUAGACUUGAUAUACCGUCUAUUGAAUAAUGUUAGCAAUUCUUCUGUAAUGUUGUAUCAGCUAUGAUUUAAUUUACUUUUUUGUACAUUAAAUAACAGUAUGUUUGAUUUAGACUUUAAGUUUGCAGAGCAACUACUGUAAACCAGCAAUAGAAAUAUGAAUGUUAUAAACUAGGUAAAUAGAUGUAAGGCUUUUUAAAUUUCUUAAAUAUUUCUUUUCUUAUUUUGCUAGAAUAUGUCUACAAUCACUCGUUUUGUUGUGGUUUCCACACACAAACAUGUUGUUUAUU
Molecule: messenger RNA, 3427 nt
Organism: Seriola dumerili (greater amberjack)
Lineage: Eukaryota; Metazoa; Chordata; Actinopteri; Carangiformes; Carangidae
Gene: lrrn1
Product: leucine rich repeat neuronal 1
Exons: 2
Coding region: 474-2627 (717 amino acids)
Molecular function (GO): protein binding
Source: RefSeq, a predicted model, not a curated record